Dermochelys coriacea (leatherback sea turtle) is the source of this 4228-nucleotide messenger RNA. RefSeq names its product sphingomyelin phosphodiesterase acid like 3A (gene SMPDL3A). Gene Ontology annotation, molecular function: sphingomyelin phosphodiesterase activity. Bases 337 to 1650 code for a protein of 437 amino acids. The record is from RefSeq and is a predicted model, not a curated record. Lineage: Eukaryota; Metazoa; Chordata; Testudines; Dermochelyidae. The transcript is spliced from 8 exons. Gene Ontology annotation, biological process: sphingomyelin catabolic process.
GCUAGAGACAGAUAGAAAAGAUAAGUCUGGUAGAGCCUCCAUGCGCUGGUAAGAAGUCUAGGCUGCCUGUUAUCACAGCUGCUGGGGAGAAGGUUGUUUCUGGACCCUAACAGGAGGCAUCAUCUUUCCUAUCCACUUUUGAAUAGUAUAUGUCUGAAAAAAUUGAAACUCCAUCCUCCUCUAGCUGUUGGAAGGGAGAGGUGCUUUCUUUCUUUCCCCACACCUAGUGGUAAAUAAGGAGGGUCUCCAUCACUCCACCCCAUCUCAUCCUCCAAUUUGAGGUCAUUUUCUGCUGCCCAUGCUUACAGCUUUCCCAAGCAGAGGCAACAGAAUGAAAUGGAUGCGAUUCUUGGCAGUUUCAAACCACUCACACAGGCUCAUGAACCAGCAGCAGUGGAACUGAUCACAGGGCAGUUCUGGCAUGUAUCCGACUUGCAUUUAGACCCUACUUACCACAUCACUGGCGAUCACACCAAAGUUUGUUCUUCUUCCAAAGGGGCUAAUGCCUCCAACCCUGGGCCUUUUGGAGAUUUUUUCUGUGAUUCUCCAUAUCAACUUAUUUUAUCAGCCUUUAAGUACAUGAAAGAGUCUGAACAACAAGCUUCCUUCAUGAUAUGGACAGGGGAUAGCCCACCUCAUGUUCCAGUGGAGGAACUCUCUACAAAGAUGGUCAUUAAUGUUAUUGGCAAUAUGACUUCCACCAUUCAAAGUUUCUUUCCAGAUCUCCAGGUGUUUCCUGCUUUGGGUAAUCACGACUACUGGCCACAGGAUCAGCUGCCUGUAUCUGCUAAUGAAGUUUACAGUGCAGUAGCAAAUUUUUGGAAACCUUGGCUAACUGAUGAGGCAAUCAGUACCUUCAAGAAAGGUGGCUUUUAUACACAACUCUUUCAAUCCAGUGUUAGCCCUCAACCACUCAGGAUAAUCAGUUUGAACACAAAUCUAUAUUAUAGUCCCAACCAUGUGACUCUGAAUAUAACUGACCCGGCCAACCAGUUAGCGUGGUUGGAGAGCACACUAGAAAUCUCUCUUCAAAAGAAGGAGAAGGUAUAUGUGAUAGGACAUGUGCCAAUAGGAUAUCUGCCUUUCACAAGGAACAUUACUGCCAUAAGAGGAUAUUACAAUGAGAGAUUAGUAAAGAUUUUUCGCAAGUAUAGUGAUGUUAUUGCUGGACAGUUUUUUGGACACACUCACAGAGAUAGCAUCAUGAUCCUUCUGGAUGAGAAAGAAAACCCAAUAAAUUCUUUGUUUGUAGCACCUGCUGUGACACCAGUGAAAAGUGUGGUGCAGAGAGAGUCCAACAAUCCUGGAGUCAGACUGUAUCAGUACGAUCCUCUUCAUUAUAGCUUAUUGGAUCUUUGGCAGUUUUAUUUGAACCUCACAGAUGCCAACAUGAAAAAUGAAUCAAACUGGAAACUAGAAUACAUCCUGACCAAAGCAUAUGGUAUUGAAGACUUGAAGCCAGAAAAUUUAUAUGAAAUGGCAAAGCAAUUCACUGUGCCACACAGCAAACUGUUUCAACAAUAUUACAAUAAUUUCAUUGUGAGUUAUGACAAAAGCAUUGUCUGUGAAGGGGACUGCAAGACCAGCCAGAUAUGUGCAAUGCAGUAUUUGGAUCGAUCUUUCUAUACAGAUUGUAUCCAACGGGAGUAGUGUGGAGAGGAAGUAUAAUGUGAUCAGUACUGAUGUUGUUAUGUAGCCUGUAUUUUAAGGAAUCUGUUCCCCUAUUCUGCUGAAGUGGGAGCCUGUGGCAAUCCUCUGUGAAUUACAGGGAGGCAUUAGAUCCCCUAAAUCUUUUAUUCUUGGUAAAUACAUUGGCAAUAAUUUUCCAAUUGCUUUGUCUAAAGUUAAACACCUUAAUAACAGUGGCUUGAGUUUUCAGUGAUCCUUUUGAUAGCCAUUACAGUGAAUGUGCACUGCAGUUGCUCAGAACCUAUGAAAACAAGCCAUUUUUAUUCAGGUGUGUAAAUAUGGGUUUAGGUGUCUAACUUUAGGCGCUUUGGUUUGAAUACUUGGGCGAUAUAUACACUGUUUAGAUUAUAAUCUGUAACACUGCAAAAAGCAGUGUUUGUAUAAGUGUGUAAGUCAAGUUAUCACACAAUCAGUACACACACCUUUGUGAUCUGUAAAUAUUUACUGAAAGUUGAAGGACACAGGACUAUCCAGCACUAAGGGUAUGUCUACGCUUGGAGCUGGGGGUGUGGUUCCCAGCUCACGGAGAGAUACUCCUGCUAUCUCCAAUUGAGCUAGCAUGCUAAAAAUAGUGUAGUCACAGCAGCAUGAAUGGUGGGAUGGGCUAGCUUCCGUGAGCGCAUGCCUAGGAUGGGUAUAUAUUUGGGUCAGCUAGCUUGUCCUGUCGCCAGUGCUACCAUGGCUACGUGUUAUUUCUAGCGGCUUAGCUCAGUCAGCGCUAAUGUGAGUAUGUCUCCUCGAGUUGGGAAUCAUACCCCCAGCUCCAAGUGUAGAUGGUACCCUAAGGCUCAGAUCCUCAAAGGUGCUUAGGCAACUAACACCCCUGGGAGGCACCUCAAUGCCUUUGAGGAUCUUUCUCCCUAUAAAGCUGUGUAUAUUAGUGGUAAUGUCAGAUUUAUACAUAUUUAUAUUAACAGAUGUUUUGACAAUGAAGAGACACAAAUCAUGUUUAAAUCAAUGGAAGUUACUAAUAAGCUAUGAACACACAUUCAUCUGUGUAAUAUAGGAAAUGUGCACCUAUCACAAGACUUCUGAAACUUUUUCAUAGAGUGGACUGUAUCAUAAUACAGAGUUUCUCAUAGACAUCCUUUCCUCUGGUUUGUGAUUGCACAGACCACCGGUUCCCUGAGUCAGCUGCAGCUAUUGUUUGCAUGAAAAAGUAAUAUUAUCCAAGUAUUUUAAAUAUCUUUUAAUGCAAUUCAACAUAUGGAAAUGAGAAGUCAUUUUCUGCUUCCAGGGAGCAGAGGCCACAGUUUGAGAACUGUGGUUAAUACAUAUAUUAUUCACGGGUAGCCAAAGCUACGGCUGUGGUUGCAAAACUAUUCCCAUUAUUAACCCCUUCUUUUUCAUGAAAUCUUAACUUACAGAUAGAUUUUGCUGUUGGAGAACAUCUCAUGUUUUGUCUCAACCCAAAAGUGAAAUUUGUUCUGGAAAGUCUGAGGGGAAAAAUCCCUUCAGCUCUUGGUUAUGAAGAAGACAUUUUUAAAAAAAUAGUAAUAAAAAAUAUUGUUAACUUUUUAGAUCAAAUAUCUUGUCAUGUAAGGAUCCUCCAAUGAGGAAUGCUUGCUUUUGCUAAGUUUGCAUUCUGAAACAAAUCUUUCAAUGUUAUUAACAUUUGAGCAGGUCAUCGAAUAUGCACAAUAGGAAAUCUCAUUAAAUUUUAAAUGGUGCCCGUACACACUCAACUCUAGCAAUAUGGACUUUGAAAAAAAGGUAAGAGAAAUUAGUCUGGCUUUUUUUCAGUUAUUCUCUGUAAACAAGGCUCCAUACUUUGACAGUGUUCCUUUCCUUCCUUCUUUCCUUCCUAUGAAUGUUCAGAAUGUGUUUGAUCAUUAGAUCACACUUUCUAUUCAUCUUUCCCAUAUACUGGCCUUUGCAUACCAGAAUGCAGCAUGACUGACUUCUUAAAAGCAUUGCUGUGAUUCCUGGUGUUUGUCCAAACUGUAUGUCUUUGCAUUAAGAUAUAUAUUUACACUUCAAAGUGAGGCAGUGGCAUUAAUACAAAAGAAAAGAUGUGUUUUUAAAAUAAAAUAAGAAAAUACAAGUAUGAAGGCCCUCUUAUGAAAGCAAACUCACCCACAUUAUACAUUUGUAGUAUUUUCCCAUUGCUGUUAGGAACAAUCUGUCCAAAUUAACAUUUCUCUGAUAACUUGACCACUUGUAUUUCAUAAUUUAAAAAAAGUUUGUGCACAAACAUUAACAUUUCAUUCAUAUUUUGAGCAUUUGUAAAAUAUAGAAAUGCAGGUAGAAACACCAUAUAAACCUCAUCUUUUAUGCCAAAUAAUUUCUACUGUAAUAUUUCUCUUAAAUUAUAUUUCCUGAAAUUUUCCAUGUUUUCUCAGUUUAGGCAUGGUUUUCCCUCCCCACCCCCUUUAAAGUAGAAUAAAUCAUUUAGAAUGAAUACCAGCAAAUAGUCUGAUUACAUUCUAAUGGAAGUAAAAUAACCUUACACUCCUUACCAUCCAACUGAUCUACUACAGGUAAUCUCAGAUGUAUCAGGAUAUAAAUAAAUAAAAUAAAGAGAGCUACUUGUGCACUC